CAAACCGCUCAAACACAGCUUAGUGGCUGGGAAACGUUCAAUUUUUUGGUACUGGUGCCUGCCGCGCCUUUCGUCACAGCUCCACGAAGACUGGUACUGGUGCCUGCCGCGCGCCACUCAUCACCGCUUCCAAGAGCAGCCAUGAUCAACGCCCGCGACGUGAGCAGCGCCUGGAAGGGCGUCCCCUGGCCGCGGGUCUUCGCGCAGGAGAUUGUUGCGGACAGGUUGUUCCUGCGGAGCGCGCUGAUUAGGAAAGAUCUGCUGCCGAGGUACGCGCCGCGCAUGCCGCUCACUUGGACGAUAGCCGGCGAGGCGGAUUGCCGACGGGCGGAGCGGCGCGAGGGGCCGCUGAACGAGGACGGCGUCUUCUACGAGGAGGGCUGGUGCCUGAAGCCGGCGGACUCUUCUAAUGCUUUCGGCAUUCGGUUCUGUGCGGACGAUGAUCUCGAAAAGACGUAUAACGAGGCGAGAGCCGGCGACGAGCGGUCGCUCUGGGUCGCGCAGCGGGCCAUUCCCUCGCUGCCUCUGAUGCAAGGGAACAAGUUCCACCUGCGAUUAUUAGCGUUGGUCGUGGGCGACCUCGAGUGUUUUGUUUUUGAUGAUGCUCGAGUGUUGGUCUCGCCGGUACCGAUGAGCGAUGACAACGACCAUGCGCGCAUUACCAACAGAAGCUUCAACGUGGACCACGCGGCCUACGACGCGGCCAAGCACAACCAGUCCCUCCGGGUUUGUGGUGAGCUUGACGGUGCCGCAUUACUCAAGCAAGCUAGAACGCUGAUCGCCGGCGUCGCUAAAAGAUUGGCUAAAGCAGACGCGUUGCGACGCGGUGUGAAUGGAGCGCCGCCGCCACCGUCAACAACCGGCGAGAAGCGCCACUUCUUCGCGCUGCCGAACGCCUGGGAGCUGUUCGGCGUCGACGCGAUGGUCACGCCAGAUAACCAACUGGUCCUUUUGGAGUUCAACCCGGAACCCUCCAUGGGCAUGUGGGGCCUCACCAAGAAAGAGAUUUUAAAGGGCAAGUGCCCGGUCACGGACGGCGUCCCGCGCUCCUCUUCGGAGUGUGUGGGCUUCACGAAGGUCUACUCGAAGCGGUUCGAGGCCGCGCUCGCCGCGGCG
Molecule: messenger RNA, 1116 nt
Organism: Pelagomonas calceolata
Lineage: Eukaryota; Pelagophyceae; Pelagomonadales; Pelagomonadaceae
Source: the annotation of a GenBank genome assembly